CCGACUUCCGGCCAGGCCGUUGUCUGGGUGGCGCGGUCGAGUCAUCUUUGGGCCUCGCCGCUUCGAUCUCCUAUCCCUUCCCCCCCACCCCCCGCCCCAGCGCGGGGGGUCGACCAGUCAAGUGGCGCGGGAGGCGUCUCGGAUCUUCCCCUUCACUUCGCUGUGGCCAGCUCCCUGGCUCCCCGCGCUGGGGGUCUGGGGUCCUUGGGGGCCCGCGAGGCCCGGUCUGAGGGGCCGGGGCCUACGUGGGCCCGCCGCUGGGCCCCAUGAGGCAUAGCCUGACCAAACUGCUGGCGGCCUCAGGCAGCGACUCCCCAACCCGCAGCGAGAGUCCGGCGCCGGCCGCGACCUGCUUGCUGCCCCCGGACCUGACCCGGGCGGCGGCGGCUGCAGCGGCGGCGGCGGAGGAGGAAGAGACGGCGGCGGCCGGAUCUCCCGGCCGCAAGCAGCCGCGCGGCGACGAGGGCGAGUUGGAGGCCGGGAGGGGGGGCCGCGGCGGCGUGGCCGUGCGCGCGCCCUCGCCCGAGGAGAUGGAGGAGGAGGCGAUCGCCAGCGUCCCCGGGGAGGAGACGGAGGACAUGGACUUUCUGUCCGGGCUGGAACUGGCAGAUCUUUUGGACCCCCGGCAACCGGACUGGCACCUGGAGCCCGGACUCAGCUCGCCCGGGCCUCUCUCGUCGUCCGGCGGAGGCUCGGAUAGCGGCGGCCUGUGGAGAGGGGACGACGACGACGAGGCCGCGGCUGCCGAGAUGCAGCGCUUUUCUGACCUGCUGCAGAGGCUCUUAAACGGCAUCGGAGGCUGCAGCAGCGGCAGUGACAGUGGCAGCGGCGAAAAGAGGCGGAGAAAGUCCCCAGGAGGAGGCGCGGGCAGCAGCGGCAACGACAACAACCAGGCGGCGACAAAGAGUCCCCGGAAGGCGGCGGCGGCUGCUGCCCGUCUCAAUCGGCUGAAGAAGAAGGAGUACGUGAUGGGGCUGGAAAGUCGAGUCCGGGGUCUGGCAGCCGAGAACCAGGAGCUGCGGGCCGAGAAUCGGGAGCUGGGCAAGCGCGUGCAGGCACUGCAGGAGGAGAGUCGAUACCUACGGGCCGUCUUAGCCAACGAGACCGGACUGGCUCGCUUGCUGAGCCGGCUGAGCGGCGUGGGACUGCGGCUGACCACCUCGCUCUUCAGAGACUCGCCCGCCGGUGACCAUGACUACGCUCUGCCCGUGGGAAAGCAGCAGCAGGACCUACUGGAAGAGGACGACUCGGCGGGAGGAGUGUGUCUUCAUGUGGACAAGGAUAAGGUGUCGGUGGAGUUCUGCUCGGCGUGCGCCCGGAAGGCGUCGUCUUCUCUUAAAAUUUUCUUUUUUAGGUGAUUUCCUUCCUGCCAGGCUCCGUUGUAGGGGUUACAGAACAGUCGUUCCCGCCUCACAACCUGGUAAGGAUCCAUCUCUUCACGUAACGCUCAUGCUCUGCUGCUUAGUCUACUUUAAUGGGCAACAUCUCAAUAUGUGUGUGUGUGGAGGUUUUUUUUUUUCUUUUUUUUUCUUUUUUCUUUUUUGGAAGGUGGGAGGGGAAAUCUAAUUUGGGCCCUGUCCACCCUGGAAACAGACUUGUGCUGGUCAAUAAUGUAUUUAAGAUGCUUCUUCUGGUUGAAAUAGCUGUUAAUGUGUCCCCUUGUUCAGACUUGCGUGUACCUAGCUCUUCUGUCCCCAGUGUGGACAUGGCCUUGGAUGACAUCGGUUCCAACUGUACACUGAAAGCUGCUAAUAGAGAUACAGUUUGGAGACAGUGAAACAGGUGAAGUUGAAUGGAAGUUCCGAGUUGUACAAGGUGCAAAUUGGAAUUCCAAUGUUAGAGCAACUUUUUAGAGGCUGACAAUAAGUAUUUGGGGCUUGCACAAAUGUGAUAGUUAUUUUGCUGGAGAUGACAGAAAUGUCUUAAAUAUUUGGGAAUGCCAUUUAGUUUUCAGAAGGAGAUGUAGAAAUACAAAGUAUUCAGAGUAAAAGAUUUUAAUAUCUCACCAUUAGAGAGGUUGGAAAUUAACAUGCAUAUCUGUGUUAUUGAAGGAGGAGUAAUAAUGGUUAAUGAAAUGUUUCUUUGAGGACCAGCACAGUGAUUACCUUAUCACUGAGUAUAAAUAAAUUGUUAAACACUUUUACUUUUGUUGUAUUAAAAUUUUAGGUUAAAUUUAUGUAUGAUUAGAUAUUGAAGGUUGUGAAAUGUGAAUGAAAACGUGUAAAGUGAGGCUUCACAAAGAAUCUUACUCUCCUUAUUUCAAAGGUUUUUGUCCUAUUUAAAAAUAAUUUUUAAAGUUGAGUGGUUCUGGCUACUCAAGAACACGAUUGACACUUUUUCCAAAGAUGGGACAUAUUCUUCCCUUGAAGUACUGUAUUAUCCAUUGUCUGAUUGUAUAGAUUCAGUUACUGUGUCCUUCAUUGUAAGAGGCAUUAAGAAAUUCUUUGUGAAACAUCACUGUUUGAUAAAGUAUAUACAUAUUUAGCAUCCUUGUUUUUCUUUGUGCUAAAGUGGAUACAGCUGUUGGGGCAGAAGAGACGGGACCAGCUGCUGGCCACAUUUCCUGCUUUAUUUUAAAAGUUAUGGGCUCAAAGAAUUUAUUCAUCUCUAACAUGACAUUGGAAAAUAAUGGAUGAAAAUAGGAAAAAUGAUUAUUGUUAAUGCUGACUUUGGGUCUUAAAAGGUUCUGGAAGCACUUAGCAGUGUCUGCAAAAACGAAUCUUUUCCUACAACCUGUUAACUGACUGGACUGAUGGUAACAAAGUAAUUGUGGGAGCCAUGUCGGUCAAAAAUUUGGCAUCUGCUGAAAAAAAUGAAUGCCAUAUUCAAGUUCCCAAAUUACUUCUGUACUGAUUUCACUUUCCAGAUUUCACUUUCCAGAAAUGGAGAUAUGAAAAGAUUCUCUGGAAUCCUUGAAAGACUUAAUAGAAAUACAUGAGACUAAGUUAAUUUUGGAACAAAAUCAUACCCUUUUGUCUUUCAUGGGAGUGAUACUCAGUUCUUGCAUACCUUUUAAAAAUUGUAACCACUGGAGAAGAGAAUUAUAGUAUUUCAUCAAGGAAUAAUAGAGUCUUUACACAAUCAAGAGCACAUUCUGUAGAAUUACAUUUUAGUGGAGUAGAAUUACAUAAACAGGCCAUCAGGGAUCACAAAGCAUAUCAUGAGUUUGUAUUUAUUUCCUGGAACUUGAGAGCUAAUCUGAAGUAUGGGCUGACCUUGCUGAGUAGAAUAUAAAAGUUAAUGUAAAGUCCUUAACUAUAAAGAGUAGUCUUUUUAAAUAGAUGCAUUGAUUUGUCUUGUGUAUCUGAAAAAAUUGAUUAUGAUUAAAUAUGUGAGUAGUUAAUUACAAUUCAGGGUAAUAGGAUGUUUGGAUUCUGAGGUUUUGGCUUCUUGAGUUUUCUCUGAGUACUUGACACUUUCUUGAAUAUUUUGAGGUUUCUAACGGUAUCGUAGUUUCUAUUGUUAUAUAUUAAAAUUUCUCUAGUGUUACGUAAGGGCUUCAGUAUUCUGGAUGAUGGGAGUGGUUUUUUUUUUUUUAUGUGGAAUGUGAUUGUUUUACUUAAUUGAAACAUUUUUCCAGUUUAUUACAAGUGUGAAAAAACACUCAAAACUCUGGAUUGUUUUAUUUCAUUUCAUUGGAUUAUGUUAAUACAUUAUUUAGUCUGGUCUAGACUGAGUCAUUUUAUCUUACUGACUCAUUGGGAAGUGUGUAGAUCAGAGAGGUGGGAGGGGUAGGAGAUAGCCAGAAUGAAUUAUCAUAACUAUACAGUUUAGUUAUUGUAUGAUAUUAUACAAAAUUUAUUAAAUCCACUGUUGCUUGUAAUCUAAGUAUAUUCAGUGCCUGUGCUGCCAGGCAACAAUGAGCAUGUGUAGUGGCUUAUACUCAACUGAUGGAUAUUCCUACAGUUCCAACAGUAUAACUGGUUGUAUUUCUACAACCAAAGAUUUGGCAUUAACGCUAGUUGGUGAUGAUUAAUUACUCCUUUGAUAGAACAGAGUGGAUAACUCACUGAUAAUGAGUAAUUACCUUUAAAAAUACAUGAUUACCUAGUUCAGCAUUUUGAAGUUCUAGUUUAAGGUCUCACUAAUUUAGUCAGAGUUUUAAGUUAAAUAAUCUGAUGAUUCUUAAAAGUUGAGUAGGUACUGAAAUACUUUUAAGCGUUGACUUUUUCCCCCAGACUCUUAUUAAUACAAAGUGUUGAGACCCUCCCAAAUGUUUAUAUUUUUUUUACUGUGUACUUUUUUCUUCAGAAACCAGGUAGUUAACCUUCUAAGCUAGGGAUCAGAAAGGGGAGGGUCUCCAUUAGAAACUUGUAGAAUGUUUUGUGUGGCCGGCAUAGUAUUUUUCAUAUAUUUGAACUUGAAGACCUCAAUCCUCUGUCUGGCAGUCACUCGUUGUCUUACAAUACCAGAUAGCUCCCAGCUCUGAUCUGUUUGUAGUAAAAUGGUCAUUUACUUUCAGUUUUGAAAUGUAGAAAAACGAGGUGAUUUAAAUUUUAUUCAGAAAGUAACCAUCUUUAGGAAUAUAAAUCAUGCAGUAUCAGGGAAAAAUUGAUUUUUAAAAAAAUAUAUAGGUUGGUUAAUAGAAUGUUGUUGCUCAUGAACUUGCCUAUUUCAUUGCUUUGGUUACUGAUAAUAGUGUUUUUAUUCCUACUUUUUUACCUUCCUCAAUUUGUACAUUCAAGAUUUCUUAAUUAGAGCCAUUUCCCCCAAUUUUUAAAAAGAAACCAGUUUACAAUCUACUUUAAUAAUUUUUAUAGUUUUGUUGACCCCAGAUUAUUUUUCGCUGAAAAUUAUUUUGCUUAAUUUUCAAUCUAAUUUAAAAAUGUAGUCACUAAUGGUGUUUUGAAAAAUUGUGUCAUUGGGAUAAUAUGCACAGUUUGAUUUUUAUUGGUGGCCCAACUUUUCUUUACACUGUGCCUCCAAAUGCUAUAUCUUUGGAUACCCACUGCAGUCAGUUUCCUAGACCGUCUGGCUUUUAAUGUGCUAUAGUUUGGGGUUUACAAUGUAAUAUGAGCCUUCUCUCUUUCAUAAAGCCAGAUAACUACACCAAGUAAAUUGUAAAAGACAGACUUAAAUAGUUGGUUUACUAUGACUGAACUGAACUAUUAAAAGCUCUCUAAGGGUAGUGUUCUUAAGGUCUUAGCUACAAAUGACUAUUUCCCUAAAUUGUAAGGAAGACCACAGCAAGUUUACAUGUCAUUUACCUGCCCCCAUCCAAGUUUUGGUAAAGUAGAUUUGUAGCAACAGAUGUAAAAUAACAUUGUAUCUUGCUUAUAUUGUCCAUUUUUACUAAUUGGAAAGAUGAUCUAAAAAUAUAUAUGGUAGAGGAUGGAGAUGUUAGAAAGUAAUUCUUUUUGGUUACAGACACCAUUGUAAACUCUUGUAUGGAUUUAUAGAUGGUAUUAAGGUAGAAGUGUUUCAGCACAAGAAAACAAUUUGUACUGAGUUACCAGUUUAGUUGUCAGAGGCUUUUGAAUUAUCCAGGUUGAUUGCGCCAUUCUUUUUCUUUAAGGAGUCUAAUUUAGUAAUAUGGAUUUCUUAUUUUUGAAAUCAGGAGUUUUAACUUUUGCUGUGAUAAGUAGAACUCUCCUUUAAAUGACAGAAUGUAAAGUAUAUAAUUUUGGGUCAGAGAGCUUUAAAUUUUUUUCUUAAUGUUUAUUCAUUUUUCGAGGGAGAGACAGAGCAUGAGUGGGGGAGGAGCAGAGAAAGAGGGAAACACAGAAUCUGAAGCAGGUUCCAGGCUCUGAGCUGUCAGCACAGAGCCUGAUGUGGGCUUCAAACCCAUGAACCAUGAGAUUAUGACCUAAGCUGAAGUUGGAUGCCUAACCAACUGAGCCACCCAGGCACCCCAGGAUUAGAGAGCUUUAAGUAAAGCAUAUUCAUUAUAGAAAACUGAGAAAAUACAGAAAGGAACCAAAAACAAAAAGAAAAAUCACCACUAAUUCUCUAACCCAGAGAAUAUUCAUAGUAAAAUAUAGAUUUCUUUUGCUUUGUAAUUGGGAUCGUUCUAUAUAUAAAUUUGUUAGGGAAUACAUUUUAAGGUACUUGUUGAACAUCAUCUUUCUGAAAUAUUUAAAAUGAAUUUUGAAUUUUGUUAAUUUUGUUUGAAUUUAAAAAUAUUUAGCUGUACUGCUUUCUUUUCUUUGAGGAGACCCUGAAAGCCUGUUUCACUCAUGAGGCUGCAUUUUCUAGGUAACAAGCUAAAUUAAAUUCUCCUUUCAUGUAAUUAAGUAGCAUAAGAUUAUAUAACAGAUACAUCACUAUAUUUGAAAGGAAUAAAUAAGAUGCUUGUGAAUAUGUUGUAGGAGGACACUUUAUUUGGUAAGAUUGGCUUGUUUCAUAAAGGAGUGUUAGUCUAGAUCCACACUGUUCAGUACUGUAGCCAUUACUCACAUGUGGCUAAAAACUUUAAAGGUAAAAAUGAAGUUUUCCAGUUGCACUAGUUACAUCUCAGCCACAUAAGGAUAGUAGCUAGUUACCAUGGUGAUUUAGAUGCUUUCACUUAAGAAAAUAGUUUAAAGAAAUGAGAUGAAAAGUUUUAGGAAGAGGAAUGUAAUACGUCACUUAGAAAAUUUAAAAGAUCUGUCUUAGGAAAUGAGGAAUAUUAGAUGAGGCUAUUUCAGAAAACAAAACCGGGAGCAAUAGGAAGAGUGUUCUAUUUAAGUGCUACUAUUUAUGUCAGGUGGUGGGUUAGUCAACUUCCAUAUAUUACAUAAUACCAAUCUUGAGUGAGGUUACUGUUGAAGAAACUGAGGACCAGAGAGGUUAAGUUGCUCAACACCACACAGCUUAAAAAAAAAAAAAGUCUGGGUAUGUGACCCCAAAGGGUUAUCCCAUACUAGAUGGAAUCUUCAGAGGUAGAAUUUGCCUUGAUCUUCCAAGAACAUAGAUUUCCAGAGAUAAUUAAGAUGACUCUUUAAAUCGUUAACUCUAUCAUUCUAUCACUGUAUUGGCAAUAUCAACAUAUCAGCUCCAGCUGAGCCUACCAUCUUUAAGACUGUAAGAAUUGAUCCCUCUGUGAGGAAGGUUGUUAAAUAUGUUCUAAACUUCUAUGGAUUAAUAAUACCAAUGGAAAGAGUGAAUUGGGAAAACGAAGUGUGAGUAACAUUUGCUGUAGUGAACUGAUCCUCAUCCCUGCCUCCCAUUUUCAUUCCAGCUUGGAUUCUUUAUGAGGCUUUCAGUUAAAAAUGCUGUAAGGCUAUUUUUCCUGUAUUAUGGACCAAAAUAUGCUUAAUGUAAAAGAGUGGAGCAAGUGAGGUGAAAGAGAACAUUGGGCAAAUUAAAGAAGUUACACUCUUGUUUAAAGGGAUGGCCCUUACUGGUAUUCAGCCUUGUGUUGCCUUGUGUAGCCUUAAUGUUA
This is a messenger RNA of Prionailurus viverrinus (fishing cat), 7363 nucleotides long. It is a transcript of the gene CREBZF, whose product is annotated as CREB/ATF bZIP transcription factor. The transcript is spliced from 4 exons. NCBI's taxonomy places the organism in Eukaryota, Metazoa, Chordata, Mammalia, Carnivora, Felidae. Gene Ontology annotation, cellular component: nucleus. Gene Ontology annotation, molecular function: DNA-binding transcription factor activity; transcription cis-regulatory region binding. Bases 267 to 1358 code for a protein of 363 amino acids. The record is from RefSeq and is a predicted model, not a curated record. Gene Ontology annotation, biological process: regulation of transcription by RNA polymerase II.